This is a messenger RNA of Scleropages formosus (Asian bonytongue), 4787 nucleotides long. RefSeq names its product netrin 4 (gene ntn4). The transcript is spliced from 10 exons. Lineage: Eukaryota; Metazoa; Chordata; Actinopteri; Osteoglossiformes; Osteoglossidae. Gene Ontology annotation, cellular component: laminin trimer. Gene Ontology annotation, biological process: animal organ morphogenesis; basement membrane assembly; cell migration. Gene Ontology annotation, molecular function: protein binding. Bases 145 to 2070 code for a protein of 641 amino acids. The record is from RefSeq and is a predicted model, not a curated record.
GAAAACUUUCCUGGCACCGGGCGUUUCGCAAAAAGAACGGUUUUCCUGCGAUCAAGCCCGAAAAAGCGCUUUGCUUUGGGACGCUUCAGAUCAUUAACCGCGAACCUGGUGUCCAGCGACUGUGUGAAGACGUCCCGAGCGGAGAUGAGGUGGUUGCUGUGGUUAUUUACCCUGGAGGUCCUGCGCGGACCGCAUUCGUCGAACUGCGUGCGCGCAGGUGUGAGAAAUGUGGUCACAGGCACGGGAGUGGCAGCCCGCUGCGACAGCCGGGCGUGUAACCCUCGCAUGGGGAACCUGGCGCUUGGCCGAAGGAUGCUCACGCAGUCGGUGUGCGGCUACAACUCCACCGAGCCAUUCUGCUCCUACUCGGACUCACUGGUCACCGCUGGUGCGGGGUUCUGCUCACCGCUCAAGUGUGGAAAGUGCAACGCUGCAAACCCCCAGCAGGCCCACCUGGCUUUAGCCAUGACUGACUCAUCCUUCCGCCACCCAGGAACAUGGUGGCAGUCGGCACAGGGCGCAAAGGCUGAGGCCAUCCAGCUGGACCUGGAGACAGUGUUUCUCGUCACACAUCUGAUCGUGGUAUUCCGAUCACCGCGGCCUGCUGCCAUGGUGCUGGAGCGUUCACAGGACUUCGGACACACCUGGACAGUCCUCAAGUACUUUGCAAGCAACUGCAGCAAGGCAUUUGGCCUGGAGGAGGGGGCCCUGGGGACAGAUGGGGCAGCGUGCACCUCCAAGUACUCGGCUCCAUUACCCUGCACACGAGGAGAGGUGAUCUACCGAGCUCUCCCGCCCUGGCAGUCUUUGGACCCCUUCGGCGAGAAAGGUCAGAAGCAGCUACGGGUCACCAACCUGCGCCUGCGACUAUUGGAGCAGCAGGCAUGCCUCUGCCAGGCCAAGGACCGCGGAGCCCAGCCCCACCUUACAGCGUACUUCGCCAUCUAUGACUUUAUCGUCAAGGGCAGCUGCUUGUGCAAUGGGCAUGCUGAGCACUGUGUGCCCACCUCUGGCUACCAGCCUGUACAUGAGAGGACUAACCAUGUGGUCCACGGGAAGUGCGUCUGCAGGCACAACACGGCCGGUGAGCACUGCGAGCGAUGCGCCCCGCUCUACAAUGACCAGCCCUGGCGAGCCGCCAACGGCAUCACUGGGGCACCGAACGAGUGCAGGAAGUGCAAGUGCAACGGGCACGCAGAGAGCUGCCAUUUCUCCUGGGAGCUCUGGCUGGAGUCAGGCCAACGCAGUGGCGGCGUGUGCGACAACUGCCAGCACAACACAGAGGGUCUUCGCUGCGAAAACUGCAGGAGCGGCUUCUACCGGGACCCCCAGCGGCCCAUAUCUGCCCCAGAUUCAUGCAAACCCUGUGCCUGCCAUCCAGUGGGCUCCGUACCUUUCAACCUGAGCACAGAUGCUCUCUGUGACCCCAGAAACGGGAACUGUGUCUGCAAGCCAGGGGUGGGCGGCCCCCACUGCGACCGGUGCAUGGUGGGAUACUGGGGCUUCCAAAAGUAUGGAUGCAGGCCUUGCGACUGCGCAGGCGACUGUGACCCUUUUACCGGAGACUGCAUGUCCGCGUCAGACCUAGACCUGUACUACCGAGGAGACUAUCACCUGGGACACAACGGAACGGAACCUGGGCAGAUCUUUAGGACCGACGAGCUCUUCUCCGCCUUGCACUACUCAGAAAAAUGUGAAUGCAAGGAACAGGUCCUGAGCAGCCCCAAACUCUUCUGUUCUAUGAAGUAUGCAUAUGUACUGAAAGUGAAGAUCCUCUCAGCACAUGACAAGGGCUCUCAUGCAGAGGUGGAAGCCAAGGUGAAGAAAGUCCUGAGCCAGAAUACCAAGACAAAGAUACUUCGGGGGAGCGUCACUUUGUACCCAGAGUCUUGGACUGCACGGGGAUGUACCUGUCCUAUCCUCAACCCAGGAAUGGAGUACCUAGUAGCUGGGUAUGAAGACCAUAGGAAGGGUCGUCUGGUGGUAAACAUGAAGAGUUUUGUCAAACCUUGGAGAGCCAGCCUAGGACGAAAAGUCCUGCAGUUCCUGAAAAUGGACUGCAAGUGGUAGAGUUGUGCGAGAGGCAGUAAGAGAGAAAGACGGGGUGAGCGUGUGAGCGACAGCCAUAGUUUUGUUUCUGUGCACUGAGGACAGGGACACGAGGUCAGAAGUGUCAAAGCAAGUGAUUGAGUGUUACUCACCAAGCAAAACUUCUGGAGAAUGGCAAUGAGAAGUGCAAGAAUACGUAUAACAGAGGGCUGUAGCAAAACUUGGCAUGGCCAUUGUGGACAAAAAAGUGGAUGCAACAGAGAUCUGUUCCAGGCGCCCAAACCCAGUGACAUUCUUUGAAGCACUUUAGGGAACAGGAAAGGGACCCUACACUCGAACAGAGAAUGGACCGAUGUACAGAGAGCCAAGACUGAUGGCAAACUCCUUUUGCGGCCAGAGAGGAACCGAACAAAACUGACCUCUGAACUCUGAAUGAGAAGUGGUUCACCCAUCACAGAUGGGUACAAGUGGAUGGAGAUGUUACAAGUGGAGUGUCUUUGAGAGUUCUGUUACAUUAGAAAGGUGAGCCAUGUGUGCAUUUUUUUUUUUUUGCUAUAGUCCAUGGCUUGCUGGAGGCACACUCCCACAUACAAUGUUACAUAUGUGCGCACACACAUAUAUAUAUACACACACACACACACACAUCAGAGGACAAGGGCAAGAUUGGUGAGCCUUUCCUAGGUUACAAAGCCAUAUAUUCUUGAUUUGACUUUCUCAUUGGUGAAUUCCCAUCCUGAUGCUUAUACCAGAUUUAUUUACAAACCAGAAGACAACCUACAGCGUUAAAUACAAUAAUGUAAUAAUAAAAUAAGGCUGAAGUUCUUUAGAGCUGGAUAAGCUAGACAGUGAUUUUUCCAUUUUCACUUGUACAGUUUAUGUUAAAGGAAUGCAACUGCUUUCAUUGCUCAAUGAAAAGAAAUAGCUAGAUUAAACGUGUAUUACUUCUAAGUGUAAAGUGACACACGUCUUAAUUACAAAACAUUAAUUAAACUGUUUAUAGGAACAUUCUGCAGAAAACAGAAAGUUACUGGGCUGUGAAGUACCUGUUAGGUUCCAACCAACUGGAAUGCCUUGGUUUUAUGUUCAAAAAGCUUUUGACUUCUUUCAGGGAACUUAACAUCUGACAUAGAAUGUGAGAAAACAGGCCUUGAGGCUGUUAAUCACUUACAUUUAUUUACAGAACAUUAAGCUUUGUUAUUCUGCCAGUAAAGAUACUCUAACUUUCACUGAUGCGUUUAUGGUAUUUCCAGUUUGCUAUUUCUCUCAAGAAUGUGUGAAGCAAAUGAAAGAAAAAUGCAAAAAUUGCAAAAUAAAAAGACUUAAUGAGUCAUAUCAAAUAUAUGAAAGGUGUCACAUUAAGGAAAGAUUUUCUUCCGGACAAGAAUUUCCUUUCAGUGGUGGUGGAAAGCGCAGGAGCAUGAAAAGUAAAAUAUCCUUAAUGUCUCAACUUAACAAUUACUGUAGAUCAACUGACCACUGAGGGUACAUUUUGGUUUUACUGUAAACAUACUGUCGCAUACUGUCACUGACAAAUAGUAAAGCUCUUGCAAUGUGUGCUUGUACAGACAAAACAGUUGAAAGGGGGUCUGAAAUGCACAAAAAACCUUCAGGUUAAAACAUGCUUCUGUGAAUGUCAUAUUCAGGCUAUGGAUAUGAAUGCGGUAUCAUGACUGAGACACACCUCACAGCUAGUAUAUGACAUGCAGCAGCAGUAACUCUGAAUUGCCAGAAGGUUAUGAUUCUCAGGAAAGGGGAAACAGAAAGCUAAAGAUAAUGCAAGAUGUAAACAUGACAUUUCUAGGACUUCAUUUAAACAUUUUAUUUAAAUAAACAGAAGUGCCAACUACCACCUACAAAAAGAGUAAGACUGCACCACAGUAACAAACACAUAAACUGUCCUUCACAGGAGCACAACAGAAGAAACAUGAGACUUUCUCACCGCUAUAAUGGAACAAUCUUUAUAAAGAACCUUGAACUGCUAAAACAAAAAUACCGCUGUCCAAAGCAUUCUGAAGCCUGAGGUACCUGAUCUGGACUUUUACUUCUUUUGACCAAGUUGUGUGGAAUAAGCUGAAAGUGCAUCAGCAAUAAGCCACAUACAACGCAAGCCAUACAAAAACACUUUGCUCACAUUAAAUAUUACAGAAAGUGAACGCCAAACAUUAACCUGGAACGAAUGCUUGGAUUUCAGGACAAGGUUUUCCUUCAGUACAGGAGGCCCGGAAGCUCCCGCGAGUGCGAAGGUGAGAGGUAUUCCAAAAAUGCAAGAUGCCUCUGAUCUUGUGGUUACCUCGUGCGUGCUCUGUGGGUCAGCGGGUUUGGAGCCUGCAAGGCUGCUCUGUUGCCACAGACUCGAAGCACCACCCCCAGAGAGAAGGUCAGGGGUAGCAGGCACCGUUGUUUCCUACUUCGGCCUGCCCGCAUGGACGGCGGCUGCCGUAGCCUGCAGCCCAAGCAAGAUGGCAGCCUGAGGAUGGGGCUGCGUCGGGGAACAGACAUGUCAGGGCAUGAGUUGGGGGGCGGCUGUUUGUGCGUUGGGUGCUUCUGUUGCUAACCGAAAAGAUUAGGAACGCUCGCGUGCUUAGACUGCUGCAAAACUGCCUGAGGUAGAUGGGAAUUGGCUUCACUGUUAAAUGGCUCUAAUGGACAAAUCAACACUGACGCCAAACCAGUCAUUUUCAGCCUUCUUUUCUAACUUUAAUUAUGUCCAAAGGUAUUUUCAAAAGGGAAGGUAGCAC